GAGAUAGCAGGCAGCGAACGACAAAUCCCAUCCCAUCUCCCGGGGGAAGACGAGCUUUGGAGUCAAAACGUGCGCAUUUUUGGUGUGUGCGUGUUUGUGUGUGGUUAAUUUUUGUAUGUGCGUGCGUCCGUCCGUGCGUGCUACUUCUGUUCAGCGUGUGUGCGAUCGCGUUGCUAAUCGUGCGUGUGCGUUGUCAGAGCCUGGUUUGGUGUAGGUGUGAGCGACCUUUGACCUGUCUUCAAGGGGCCCCGCAGCAAAAACAUCAGCAACGGUUACAGUGUUACCAUUGUUGUUGUUUUUCUUUUCUACGUGUGCCAAAAGCCACCUUCGCCAAAAACAAAAUCAUCGCCUUCCGUUCCGAGAUCGGCCCCGUCGGAUCAUCGUUCCCUAGCCAGCGUCCGUCACUCACGUUGCUAACGAUAGAAGGCUCUUGUACACCAGUUCAUUCGAUUUCGAGAUUAAGCAUCCUGAUACGCUGAUUGUAUUUACACGCGUUGUGUGAUUUUUAUCAAACAAAACCUCUUCCAAACACCUUUGCUCACGGAAACAAACUAUACAGCAAACAAACUACACACGGCAGUAGCAGAGAAAGAAAUGAUCCUGUGAACAAUAAUUAGGAAGUGUUAGUGAAAUGUAAACGUUAGCUAGUGAAAUUAACAUAACGCUCUUCGAACGGUGAUUACGUAUACGCAUGCAGUUUUGGGGAGAAAAAUUGUGCUAAGUGUAGUUCCCUGCCGUCACAAACACAACACGCAACAGCUCUAAGUGACUCUAUCACAAGUGACAGCUGUCAAAUAAACACUAAAACACUCUAGCACGCAGUAGUGACAGUUUGAAUGUGUACUACCGAACGGAUUGGAUGCUGGAUUGAUUUCAUUUUCAUUUUCAACAAAAACUGCUCGAAAAGCGCUGAUCCGUACCGACGGUGCAUUCACAGGAUUUCGGUUCCUCGCGUUGUGUUCGAGCCACUGCUAGACCAUUUCACUGCACAGAGAUGCGAUCUAUCUUUGUCGGAAUGAACUCCAUCCUGAUCGUAGCGGUGGUUGUGCUGUUGCUGCUGAACGAAAGUAAAGCCAACUCCACGCCGAACAGCGAUGCCUUGAUCAGUCAGUUAACUCGCUCACGCUAUUGUGGCCGUCGGCUUACAGAGACGCUUGCCUUCCUCUGCCAGGGACGAUAUCCGAUGCUAACGCACUACCGAACCGACUACGUCCACGAUCAGCAAAACCAGCGGGUAAAGGUAGAAGUAGCAACGCUGCCUGAUACACUGCCACCGGGCUUCCCGUAUCCUGGGGCUGGUGUGCACCGGCGUAGUCGGCGCAAUUCCGGCGGUAUUUACGAUGAGUGCUGCAAGAAGAGCUGCUCGUACGUCGAGCUGCGUGCGUACUGUGAUUGAGCGGACCGGAGUGUUCAUCACCCACCGCCUGUACUAGCCGAGACGAGUGGUUUCGGGAUGCGGAUGAAAACAACAACAAAAGCCCCCGGAUGUAAUGAGCAGCCGACGAUGCAUUUACCAGGCUUGCUGUUCAUAAUCAAUUGCUUGCGUAUUAUUCUAUCCAGUUUACUUUAUUAUAAUUUCGAUUUUCGAUUUUUCUGCAAUUUUACUCGCACUUCCCAACUUGUACACCGGGGAAGAUCUAUUACUAUUACUUUUACAACGUUUUUGUAGGAUAUUACAAUUAGCUGCAAAAGCGGUUGUACUACAUUACUCCCAAUAUGAAUUUUUAUUCAUGCGCGCGUCGAGAAGAAACUGGAGACCGUUUGGGCAUCUCAAGCGUCUCGUGCAUUUUGUGUUUGUGCUUUACUAUUAUAGUUUACCUACGCUCUUUUUGUCCUUUUUUGCUCUACCAUUUCCAACCCUUCCAACAUCGAGCGUUUCCUUGCUUUUACAAUCAAAUAUAGCGCACACUCUAGCUUUGUUAAAUCUUCCCAACUGUUCAAGCUUCCUAUUUUUUAUACACAUGUAUACACAUUACGAGUUACGAUAAUAUAGCGCUUCUGUGUUACGAACGGAACGUGAGACGGAAUUUCGGUAACAAUCAGUGAGGUAACGUAUAACGCACAUUAGGCAUAAUAAGCUCCUUGCCGGAAGCGCAUAUUGCAGUGCCCUUUCUGCUUGGGUUCUAGCUUCAAGAUGAAUAUUCACUAGAACGUAAACGAAAACAUGGUGUUCACUGAUGCCGAGUUCCGUACCGCUACCAUUCGAUUCGAUAGUAUAUGUAUAUUUAGUAUACGGUCAAAAGGUGUGAGAUGUUGAAGGAGGUGUACACGGUGCAAGUUUUGUUUUGCUUUGCACGUUUUUGUGGUAACUUAUUCGCUGGCCAUCGAUGCUGGCCGAUAUGCUGGUAACAGUAACGAAAGAUAUCCAAGGUGUGCUUGAGCAUGUGUCUACGAGCGUGCUCACGCUACGAUCUUAUGUGAGUAUUUAUUCACCACUCGAGAGGGUGGGCGAAACGAUGACAAACUAUAGAAGCAAGUUAUUAGAAGAAAAGGAUAUUCCUGGCCAGAAAAUAGCGUGCAGAUAUUCCAAGCGGUUAGAUAGAGCGUUUGAUAGCAAUAGCUGCAAGUACAAGCUUAUAGGCGAAAUUGAAAAAAAAACAUAUGGCAAAACUUCACCACACUCGA
This is a messenger RNA of Anopheles moucheti, 2625 nucleotides long. RefSeq names its product LIRP-like. Gene Ontology annotation, molecular function: hormone activity. The transcript has 3 exons. Gene Ontology annotation, cellular component: extracellular region. Lineage: Eukaryota; Metazoa; Arthropoda; Insecta; Diptera; Culicidae. The record is from RefSeq and is a predicted model, not a curated record. The coding region runs from base 995 to 1396 and encodes 133 amino acids.